AUGAGUGAGCGACGGGCAGCAGGGACCACCGUUGUGCUCGUUUGCUCACUUCUGCUCGUCGUCAUCGCCUUUGGUCUCUCAAUUGCCGGUCUUUUGAGCCCAUCGUGGCAAGUUGUUAGCAUCAAAGAAUUCAGGGCAGAACAUCAUCACGGUCUCUGGUUGGAUUGCACUCGUCCCGAGGUACAAUAUGCUGUUUUUCGUGGGGUCGCCGAGGGUAUGCCCCUUCAUUGUACCUACAAAUUUGACGCCUCAGCCAGUCAGGUAAUUGAUGAGAACAUUGGUGAUGUUGAUGAGAACAGUGCGGCCGGUGAAAGUGAACAUCAUCAAUUCUUUGGUUGGCACAAAGUGGUGUUAAUUUGUUUUGUCUUCUCUCUACUCUUCGCUCUCCUUUCGCUCUGCUCCGGAUUGUGUGCUCCAUGCAACGGAGCCUGCUCGAUCAUCUAUGCUGUAUUGGUUUUCUUGGCAUUUUUCUUUUCGAUCGUCGGUGAUGCGGUCUUUUUUUUCGCCGCUCAUCGAGUCGAUAAUCGAUUUGUGCAAGGACUCGUUGGGACUUACGAGCAAGAAAUCGGUCACGCAUUUGCUCUACACGGAGCUGGCAGCGGUCUCUUCUUGCUCGCCUGGUUGGUCUCCAUUGUGGCCAGCUAUAAACUCGUUCGCUCAUCAUCGGAAAGACCCGGCCUUCCGCUCAAAGAAUUGGCUCCAUUGUAUGGAAGUAGAAUGCGACAU
Molecule: messenger RNA, 726 nt
Organism: Mesorhabditis belari
Lineage: Eukaryota; Metazoa; Nematoda; Chromadorea; Rhabditida; Rhabditidae
Source: the annotation of a GenBank genome assembly